CAGUUCUCAGCGCGCAGCGCCCCAGUGAAGUUCGUGGCAGCGCACAAAGACCCCAGCUUGAGAUUAUAGGAAAACAACUCCAAGCGGAAGGAAAGCACAACAAGCUCUGGAGCAGAGCCACCGAUACACAAUAAGGAAAACAAAUCGCCACCACAACAAAAGGACAUUUUGCCAGCCGAGCAACUUGGUCCUGAUUACCCGAUUCGCUUGGCCAACUUUGGAACUGGAACGCAGGGUGUGCAACGAAGCGCGGCCUUUAAUUUCGACACUCCAUCAGCCCAGCGACGCACCAGGAAAACCCACCACCCCCAAAAAGGACUUGUUUUUAAGGGCUGCCAGAGUUGCCCCAUCGUCGCCAGGAGCCCAAGGAGCCAGAGCCCAUUCAAAACUGAAUUCCAUGGCAGCAGCCGCAUGGAGCUGGCUGUUGGCCCCAUUCCUGCUCCUCCACUUGGCCAGUGCCGGAGCGGGCGGAGGAGGAGCAGGAGGAUCGGGAUCCGGACUGACUGGCCCCGCCGUCUUCACCAGCUCCUUCCUGGUGCGCUUCCGGCGCGGAGUGGACAACGGGUUCGCCCAUGAAGUGGCCGACAAGUACGGCUUCGACAACCUAGGCCCGCUGGUCGGCGCCGAUGGACAGGAGUAUCACUUCAAGCACAGGACCCUUCCCCACGCCCGAUCCAGGCGCAGUCUGACGCACACACGGGCCCUCAAGAGCCACCCGGCGGUUCACACGGCCGUGCAACAGCCGGGAUUCAAGCGGGUUAAAAGGGGUCUGCGGCCAGCGGUUCCCGCCAUCCACGGCAUGAAGUUCGACCUAAAAAUGGGCGAGGCCAAUCGGAUUGAGGAGGAGCCCACCGACCCCUACUUUCCCAUGCAGUGGUAUCUCAAGAACACGGGACAGAAUGGCGGAAAAGUACGAUUGGAUCUGAAUGUUCAGGCUGCCUGGGCCCAGGGAAUCACCGGAAAGAAUGUGACAACGGCCAUCAUGGAUGACGGCGUGGACUACAUGCAUCCGGAUCUGAAAUUUAAUUAUAACGCCGAGGCCAGUUAUGACUUCAGUAGCAACGAUCCCUUUCCAUAUCCCCGAUACACCGACGACUGGUUCAACAGCCAUGGAACUCGUUGUGCCGGCGAAGUGGCUGCUGCCAGAGAUAAUGGAAUUUGCGGCGUUGGCGUUGCUUAUGACAGCAAAAUCGCAGGCAUUCGCAUGCUGGACCAGCCCUACAUGACGGACCUAAUCGAGGCCAACUCCAUGGGCCACGAGCCGCACAAAAUCCACAUCUACAGCGCCUCCUGGGGUCCCACCGAUGAUGGCAAGACGGUGGAUGGUCCCCGGAAUGCCACCAUGCGAGCGAUAGUCCAGGGCGUGAAUGAGGGUCGAAAUGGCCUCGGGAACAUCUAUGUUUGGGCCUCCGGCGACGGCGGCGAGGAGGACGACUGCAACUGCGACGGCUAUGCCGCCUCCAUGUGGACCAUUUCCAUUAACAGCGCCAUCAACGACGGCCAGAACGCCCACUACGACGAGAGCUGCAGCUCCACGCUGGCCUCCACGUUCAGCAACGGAGCCAAGGACCCCAACACGGGCGUUGCCACCACGGACCUCUACGGCAAGUGCACGACCACCCACUCGGGCACCAGUGCGGCGGCACCCGAAGCAGCGGGCGUUUUCGCCCUGGCCCUGGAGGCCAACCCGCAGCUGACUUGGCGCGACAUCCAGCAUCUGACGGUGCUGACAUCGAAGCGCAACUCUCUGUUCGAUGCCAAGAACCGCUUCCACUGGACAAUGAACGGCGUGGGCUUAGAGUUCAAUCACCUCUUUGGGUUCGGCGUGCUGGAUGCCGGCGCCAUGGUCACACUAUCCAAGCAGUGGCAUGCAGUGCCACCUCGUUACCACUGCGAGGCGGGCGAGCUCACCCAGCCACAGGCCAUCGUCAUGGGUCGCUCGCUCUUUUGGGAGAUCAAAACCGAUGCCUGCAAGGGCACUGACACGGAAGUGAACUACUUGGAACAUGUCCAGGCGGUAAUCUCGGCUAAUGCCUCUCGACGAGGCGAUCUGGAGCUUUUCCUUACAUCUCCCAUGGGCACCAAAUCCAUGAUCCUGUCGAGGCGGGCCAACGAUGAUGACCACCGCGACGGCUUCACCAAGUGGCCCUUCAUGACCACCCACUCGUGGGGCGAGUAUCCGCAGGGCACCUGGAAACUGGAGGCACGUUUCAACUCCCCUCAAACCCGACAUGGCUAUCUGCUGGAAUGGUCCCUGGUCCUCCACGGCACGAAGGAGGCGCCCUACCGCACCCUGCACCCCUCCUCGCCGCACUCCAAGCUGGCCAUUGUGAAGAAGGCGCACGAGGACAAGAAGAUGAAGUAGGGCGGGUCGCGCCGGGGGUCAGAGGUCAGGUCCAGAUAAACAUCCGCGUAGCGACGUCCAUUAGGCAGCUUGGCGUUUCAUCAUCGAGUUUAGCGUGAGGUUCAAUAAAAGUGCUGGCUGUGUUUUAUUUUGGAAUAGGAUUGAUUGAGAUUAAACUCUAUUGUUUUCGAUUGCGUUUUUCCUUCAUGCCAUUUCAAAUAUUUGCUUUGGAUCCGUCGAACUGAAAGUUCAUUUAAGCAAGUGAUGUUGUUUAUCAGUUUGUGUAAUUAGUUUUUAAUUUGAUGAGCUAAGCUAAUCGUUUCAUUCGCCGUUUGAAUCAUUUCUGGAAAUUGCAAAGCGCACAUUUACCACAUUAGAAAAGGACUCGUAAGUCCUGCACUCAACACCAUGAUCCGUUGAGUGUCCUAGCAAACUCUGUAGUGAAUAUCAAAGAAAACCACAAACUAAGAACAAAGAAAACAGGUAUAGCAGGUAGAGCCGGUAUUCGAAAGGUGCGAGAAGGCGGGAAAUAGAGAUAUAACGGAGGAAACCAACUAGAACAAAGAAAUCCAGGAUAAACCCUAUGUAAAUGUGUAAUAUCUAUAUGUAUACAUACCCUAUCUUUAACUGCGUCCUUUGCCGUUAGACUCUUAAAUCUAUCUAGUAUAAAAUACAAACAACUAAACAAAGUAUUUACACGUAUUUUAAAGCUACGUCCUUUGUUCUCCAUACUAUAUAUAUAUACACACGAGAAUAUACCUACAUGCAUAUAAUAUGUACUUAAAGGAAACUUAGCAAAACAUAAAAUGUUAAUCCCAUAAAUGCGGAACAAGUUUGUCGCUUCACUUUGGUUGCAAGCCGAAUUCUGCUUUUAUUUCGAGACGACUCGUACGUGUAAAAUGCAUUUACAUACAUAGUUUUCCUUUCAGUUUCUUUCGGGGGCCAAAAAAACCACAACAUAGUAACAUUAAUGGUGUGAAACCAACGUAGAACGGAGCGAGUGUUAUGUAAAAACAUAAACAAAUGUUAAAGUACAAGUGCGGAACCUUGAAUGGUGAGCAGCGAGUUUAGCACGUAACGUCAGAUACAGAUACAGAUUGUUUUACCUAGUCUAAUAACUGAGGUACAGCGCAUUGUUAAAGUUUAUCGAUAAUGUGCGAGAGGAAUGAACAAAAAUUAUAUAUGCAGAAGUACAUACAUGUGUAAUUAUUAAUCAAAAACCACACGAGGAGAUGGCGGCGAAAUCUGUUGUGGCAUAACCAUUAUAUACAUACACCGAAUAUUUAACUAUAUAUGCAUAAAUGUAUGAUACGUAUAUAGAGAUACAUAUAUACCACAAAAUAAACGCAAGGAGUAUCUUAUGUGGCCGUUAAGUUGAACUUUGAUGUUGUAGAUACAAAGCAGUAGCACACAAUAGAGGCACCACACCACUCAGAACUAUACUCGUAUAAGGCAGUGUGAAUGCUAGAUGCCCAGUGCAUCGAACAUAGAUUGAUGAUUGCAUAUUUAAUUAUUUUCCAUAGCGCUCAAUAUUCUGUCUUUUGGUGCGAUUUUGUCAUUUCCAUGUAAUUGAACAGAAAGAGAAUUUAAUUUUGUAAA
Messenger RNA from Drosophila suzukii, 3943 nucleotides. It is a transcript of the gene amon, whose product is annotated as prohormone processing protease amontillado. Gene Ontology annotation, molecular function: serine-type endopeptidase activity. Gene Ontology annotation, biological process: peptide hormone processing. The record is from RefSeq and is a predicted model, not a curated record. Lineage: Eukaryota; Metazoa; Arthropoda; Insecta; Diptera; Drosophilidae. Gene Ontology annotation, cellular component: membrane; neuron projection.